Messenger RNA from Rhincodon typus (whale shark), 6687 nucleotides. It is a transcript of the gene loxhd1a, whose product is annotated as lipoxygenase homology PLAT domains 1a. NCBI's taxonomy places the organism in Eukaryota, Metazoa, Chordata, Chondrichthyes, Orectolobiformes, Rhincodontidae. The transcript has 40 exons. Gene Ontology annotation, molecular function: protein binding. Bases 1 to 6576 code for a protein of 2191 amino acids. The record is from RefSeq and is a predicted model, not a curated record.
AUGAAAGACAAGAAGAAAAAAUCAAAGGAGCACUUAGAAGAUGAUGAGGAAGAAGAAGUAGUAUUGGAGAAAAGGAAGAAAAAGAAAGCAUCUCCAAAAGAAGAGCCUAACAAAAGGUCCAAGUCAAAAGGUUCAGUUGAAGAUGAUGAUCAUGUUGAUAAACCUCGAAAGGAGAAGAAUAAAGGGAAAAAAUCCAAGAAGGUUUCAAAUGACAGCGAAGACGAAACAAGAGAAAAGAAGAAGGAGAAACGGAAAGGAGAUAAAUCAAAAAGCAAAACAUCUAAAAAACCAUACAACUAUCAAGAAAUUUAUGAGAGAGAACUUCUGACAUACUGCACUGAAUCCUCAGAUGAUGGAGAGGAUCUGUACCACAAGAAGAAAGUUUACGAAGUUGUAACUGUAACAGGUGAUGUCCGAGGAGCCGGAACCGAUGCCAAUGUCUUUGUAACUCUCUUUGGCGAAUGUGGGAUCACACCAAAGGUGCACCUGACCAGCAAAAGUAGAACAGCCUUUGAGAAAAACAAAACCGAUGUUUUCAGGAUCAAGACCAACAAUGUGGGGCCAAUAAAGAAAAUAAGGAUUGAACAUGACAACACAGGAAUGAGUGCCAGUUGGUUCUUGGAUCGGCUCGUGAUCACUGACAUGAACCGCCCCCACCUCCGUUUUUAUUUCCCUUGUAACCAGUGGCUUAGUAAAGAGGAAGGAGAUGGACUCUAUGUGCGGGAUCUGCUAGGAAGUUUGAACCCAAUGGAUGUACCCAAGUUAAACAAGUACAUCGUGAGUGUGUUUACAGGUGCUGUCAAAGGCAGCGGCACUGACGCUGAUGUCUUCAUCAACAUUUUUGGUGAAAAUGGAGACACAGGAGAAAGACGACUGGACAAUGACAAAGACAAUUUUGAAAGAGGAAGUGAAGACAAGUUCACAAUUGAGUCACCCAAUCUGGGACGCCUGAAAAAAAUUACGAUUGGUCACAAUAGCAAAGGAUCCUCAGCUGGCUGGUUCCUGGAUAAGGUGAUCAUAGAUGAUAUUGGAAAUAAAACUGUACAUGAGUUCCCAGUGAAUCGUUGGUUUGCACUGGAUGAAGAUGAUGGUAAAAUUCAACGCGACAUUCUGCUUGGCGGAAGUCAGACAACAGGGAUUGUUUACAAUGUUUCUGUAGUAACUGGUGACAUCAGAGGAGCUGGGACUAACUCAAAAGUACACAUCAUUCUCCACGGAUCCAAGGGUCUUAAAAACAGUGGAAAAAUCUUCUUAGAAGGCGGCCAGUUUGAACGUGGCAUAACAGACAUCUUUAAUGUGGAGCUGGCUGCCCUCCUCAGCCCGCUGAGCAGAGUUACCAUCGGCCAUGAUAACUGUGGUGUCAGUUCAGGAUGGUUCUGUGAAAAGAUUAUAGUUUACUGUGCAUUCACUGGCAUUGAACAGACAUUUCCCUGCAGAAAGUGGCUUGAUGAAGAUGAAGGGGAUGGACUGAUUGAGCGUGAACUCUAUGAAAUGGUUUCACUGCGACAGAAGAGACAGAAAAAAAAUCCAUGGUCAUUAUGGAUCUGGACAAGUGAUAUUAAGAAUGCAGGAACAGAUGCAAAUGUUUUCCUCCAGCUAUAUGGUGACAAAAGGAAAUCAGAUGCGAUGUGCCUGGACAACAACUCUGACAACUUUGAAACGGGACAAACAGAUAAGUUUAUGAUUGAACUGCCAGACUUGGGAACCAUUUACAAGCUGAGAAUCUGGCACAAGAAACGACAUCCUUUUGCUGGUUGGCAUCUGAACAAAGUGACUCUAAUGAAAUCACUAACAAAGGAGAAAUAUAAUUUCAAAUGCGGCCGAUGGUUGGAUAUCAAUGAGGAUGAUAAUGAGAUCAUACGGGAGCUGCCUGCUGAGGGGGACUGUGUUGAUGAAGUCCAACCCUUGGUGAAAUACCGGGUUAUCAUCUACACUGGCAAAGUGGGUGGCAGUGGCACAGAUGCCAAUGUCUUCAUUUGCCUGAUCGGUCUGCAGGGAGACACAGGGGACCGGGUGCUUUAUGACAGCAAGAAUAAUGUCAACAAAUUUGAGAAGGGCAAUGCAGAUGAGUUUAUCAUUGAGGCAGUAAGUCUGAAGAAAGUGACGAGGGUGAGAAUAGGACAUGAUGGGAGAGGUGGAAGUUGUGGCUGGUACCUAGACAAGGUGGUCGUCAAAGAGGAAGGAGCUCCAGAGGUGCAGGCUGUGGAAUUCCCGUGUUACAGGUGGCUGGAUAAAGGUGAGGAUGAUGGCCAAAUUGUUCGAGAGCUGGUUCCACUUGGAGAUGCUCAGAUGCUUAAAAAUAUCCGUUACCAUGUUAUAGUGAAGACAGGCAAUGUGUCUGGAGCUAGCAGUGAUUCAAAAGUUUUCAUCAAACUGUAUGGAGAGAAGGGAGAUACCAGCAAGCAUUCUCUAGCCAUCUCCGACAAUGACUUGGGAAAUUACUUUGAACAAGGCCGUGUGGAUGUUUUCACUAUUGACACAAUGGACAUUGGAAAACUCAACCGUUUGUUGAUCGGACAUGACAAUGUGGGACUACGAGCUGGUUGGUUCCUGGAUAGCGUCCAAGUUAAGGUUCCUGUACAUGGGAAAGAGUACAUGUUCCCUGCUCAUCGAUGGCUGUGCAAGGACGAGGCAGAUGGCAAGACGAAGAUUGAAAUAUAUCCCAGUGAGAUCACAGAUAUUGAAAAAUUGAUCAACUACGAAGUAGCGGUAUGCACAGGGGACGUCACUGGAGCUGGCACUGAUGCCAAAGUCUUCAUCCAGAUAUACGGAGAGCUUGGAAAGACAGAAGUAAUCCGCCUCCGAAGUCGGUCAGACAAUUUUGUGCGAGGAGCGACAGAAAUGUUUAAGAUCGAGGCCCAGAAUGUCGGCAGGUUGAUCAAACUCCGAAUUGGUCAUGAUGGAAGUGGCUUAGCUCCAGGCUGGUUCCUGGAAUCAGUCACAAUCAGUCGACUAAACUUCAGGGUCAUGGAUGAUGACAAGAAGAAGAAGAAAAAGAAGAAGAAGGUUGAGAAGGAUGCUGAUGGCCUGCAAAAUGAGGUAGUGGAGACCUACAUCUUCAACUGUCAGCGCUGGCUUGCUAGAGAUGAAGGGGACAGAGAACUCGUGGUGGAGCUCUUGCCAGAGGAAUACGAUGACCUGGAAGAAAACUCAUACACAGUUCAUGUAAUUACCGGAAAUGUCAUGGGCGCAGGAACAGAUGCCAAUGUCUUCAUUAACAUGUAUGGUGAGACAACAGACACUGGAGAACGUUGCCUAAAGAUGUCAAACCAUCUCAACAAGUUUGAAAGAGGACAGGAAGAUAUAUUUUUGAUCAAAGCCAUUGACCUUGGUGUAUUAAGGAAACUACGCAUUCGACAUGAUAAUACGGGAGGAAAUGCUGCCUGGUUUCUGGACAGGGUGGAAAUUGUUGAUGAAAAGGAUGACACUACGUAUUUCUUCCCUUGUGAACGAUGGUUAGCUGUUGAUGAAGAUGAUGGCCAGAUAGCAAGAGAGCUUGUUCCUGUAGAUGAGGCAUUCCUGAACAAAGAUUCAGACAGAACAGAUCAAUCUCAGGCAACACUUGGCCUUGAACAGAAAGCUCAGUCCACCACCUACACUGUGAGGGUAAAAACUGGGGAGAAGAAGAAUGCUGGGACAGAUGCCAAUGUGUUCAUCACCCUGUUUGGUGAGAAGGAUGACACAGGAAUUGUCAACCUCAAGGCGUCGAAAACUUACAAAAAUAAGUUCGAGAAAGGAAAUAUUGAUGAAUUCACUAUCGAGGCUGUGGACAUUGGACCACUGAAAAAAAUCCGAAUUGGACAUGAUAAUCGUGGAGGCUGUGCUGGUUGGUUUUUGGAUUGGGUAGAAAUUGAUGCCCCAUCACUUGGACAAAUACUGCACUUCCCAUGUGGACGUUGGUUGGAUAAAGCUGAGGAUGAUGGAUAUAUAGUACGGGACCUCUUCCCUGCAGAUCUACAAACUAAAGACUAUGUUCCAUUUGUUCCAUAUGAGAUCACUGUUUACACCUCUGAUAUUUAUGGAGCUGGCACUGAUGCUGAUGUCUUCAUCGUCCUUUAUGGAAGAGAUGGCGUUUGUACCCAUCAGAAGUCUUUAUGUGUUAACAAGCGGGAGCGAAAGAUGUGCUUUGAAAGAGGCGCUGUAAAUAAGUUUGUUGUAGAGUUGGAGGAUGUUGGUGAGUGCAUCGAGAAGAUUCGAAUUGGACACGAUGGUCGAGGCAUCAACUCUGGGUGGCACUUGGACCGUGUGGAAAUCCGACGACUCCUGCAGAAGGGGAAGGGCUCAGCGACAAUUAUUUUCCCCUGUGAACGCUGGCUGGCAAAGUCCGAAGAUGAUGGAGAAAUCAUCCGAGAGCUGGUGCCUUUGGAGAUCAUUCAAAAGAAGCUGCUGAAAGAUGGGACACUGAAGCAUAGUGAGUCUACAGUGGACGAUGCCCUGGAAAUUUACUACCUGCUGCUUUACAUGAUGAGAGGUUAUGAGGGAGAUCGAUCAAGUAUUUACAGUUCUGCUAAAAGCUUACAUGGUUCCUCGUUGAGUGUCCGAAACAUCAACAAUAGUGCUCUAACCAAGAAGGGUAAACGGAAAAGCAUUAUUGAAGACACAGUUGAGGAAGGACCUAACAUUCCUUACCACGUAACAAUUACCACAGGCCAGGAAAGAGAUGCUGGUACCAAUAGCCGUGUAUAUAUCAUUAUCAUGGGACCCAUGAAGAUUCACACUUCACGAAUGUGGCUGGAGCUUCCUGAAGGCAAAAAUGCAUUUCUUCCAGGAUCCAUGGAAAAGUUUCAGGUGAUGGGGUUGGACGUUGGCGAGAUUAAGAAAAUUGAGUUGGGUCACGAUGGUGCCACUCCAGAGAGUUGCUGGUUAGUGGAGGAGCUGGAAAUCUCAGUGCCUACUAAAGGUGUCAUGUAUGUCUUUCAUUGCAAAUGCUGGCUUGCCAAAGACCGGGGUGAUGGACUGACAGCACGGGUGUUCAACAUCCUCGAUGCAGAAGCUGUCCAGAUUGGACAUAAGAUCUCUUAUGAAAUAACUGUGGUUACUGGUGACGUCCAAAAUGGUGGGACAGAUGCCAACAUUUACAUGUCUGUCUUUGGAGCCAAUGGAAGCACAGAGGAGAUGUUACUUGAUAAAAAUGGAGACAGAUUCGAAAGAGGCCAAGAGGAUACCUUCUCCAUGGUGAUUGCAGAUAUUGCUCCUCUCCGGAAAAUAAGGAUUCGCACUGAUACUAAAGGAUAUCGUCCCGACUGGUUCCUGGAUAAGAUUAUCAUGCUGAACCAGGCCACCCAGGAAGUGACCACAUUUACCUACAAUGACUGGCUGUCCAAAACACGGGGCACCAAGAGAUCAACUAUCUGUGAGCUUGCGGCAGUGAUUGACGAUGAAGUGAUGAUGGAGAAUACCACCUACAUCAUUACUGUAAAAACCAGCGACGUUUCAGGGGCGGGAACUGAUGCCAAUGUAUCCCUUAUCAUCUUCGGAGAGCACGGUGACACUGGCACCCUGGCACUGAAACAGUCUAAUAAUUCCAACAAGUUUGAGCGGAAAUCCACGGAUAUUUUUAAGUUCACAGAUAUGUUAAGCCUGGGUGACCUGUCUAAGGUCCGAAUUUGGCAUGACAACAAGGGACCAGGAGCUGGCUGGCACUUAGAGUAUGUUGAAGUAAAGGAUGAAGCCAUGGAGGAAACGUUCCGAUUCCCCUGUGACCGCUGGCUUGCCAAAAGUGAGGAUGAUGGGCAGAUCAUCCGUGAACUCCCCUGCGCCAAUAAUGACAUUUUGGAACCUUCGGACCGCACACGCUAUGAAAUCCUCACUGUGACUGGUGAGGGGGAUGAUGCUGAGACUAAGGAAAAUGUCUGGGUUAUGUUUGAAGGGAAGAAAGGAAAAUCCAAAGAAUUCACACUGGAAAACUCCUCCAAGAAAAGAAAAUUCCUGAGAGGUGCUAAGGACAAAUUUGAAUUUUCUUCAAAGAACGUUGGUGAUAUAGCAACGAUCUGUGUAGGUCACUGUCCACGAGAUGUAAGGAAAUUUACUUCAAAAAAUGCUGUGGAAUGGCAUGUUAAGGAGAUUAUUGUUACAGAAAAGGAACUUGGUAACAAGUAUGUGUUCCAAUGUAAUGCAAGAAUAAAGCUGAGCCAUAAAAAAGAUGAAUUCAAGGCCUUUGAGUGUACAAAAAUCGUGGAGAGCUUUGCCAGUAAAGUCCGCAGUUUAGUACCUGUUAAAUAUGAGAUUAUUGUCAUCACUGGAGAUGUAAAAGGUGCUGGAACUGAUGCCAAUGUAUCCAUCACCAUUUAUGGAACGAAUGGGGACUCAGGCAGUCGCAGAUUGAAGCACAAAUUCCGGAAUCUGUUUGAGCGGGGCAACACGGAUCGGUUCAUUCUUGAAAUGUUGGAUCUAGGAGAGUUACAUAAGGUGAAAAUUGAGCAUGACAACAGCAACGCAAAUGCAGGCUGGAUGCUGGAACGUGUCGAGAUCACCAACACCGCCACAGGAGUGACGACCAUCUUCCCAUGUGGCAAAUGGCUGGACAAGAAAAAAGGAGAUGGGCAAAUAUUUAGAGAACUAUUCCCAAAAUAUUAACUUGUGUCAAGAACAUUCUCCCCUUUUCGAUGUUUUCAACUCCUUGCCGGAAGGUGCUGAUUCUUGUUGUGGAUUGGUUCCACAGAGACCUUACAACAAUAGUACACUUUC